UCAGUAUAUAACGGUUAGUUCUUUGCGUUCCUCCAGUACAGCAAGACAACAAGAUGGCGCCCGUCAUGUCAGGAAAGGUUUUCGGGCUGCUAUUUGUCUUUAUAACGGUAGUUAACUCGGCGACUCUCAUGGAAAUGCUGUGGAGCGUCAGUGAAUGCCAAGUCUCGAACUCAGCAAGAAAGUGCUAUGCCAGUGUUUGUCCGACGGGUUGGACAUCAGAUCCGCCAGGAGGCAACAAUUACCUCCUUUGUUAUACUGGAAUAUGUUGCAUACAGAUAGAUGAUGACGAGUGUACCCUCAAUACCCACGACUGUCACGGUCAAGCAACCUGCUCAAACACCAUUGGAUCUUUCACCUGCGCUUGUAACGCCGGUUUCACGGGUGACGGAAAGACUUGUGUUGAUACAAACGAGUGUGCUACCAACAACGGUGGCUGUGACAGUAACGCUCGGUGCGACAACACUGUUGGUUCCUUCGUCUGCACCUGCAACACUGGCUUCACCGGUAAUGGAUUCAGCUGCACAGAUGUAAACGAAUGUGCUACCAACAACGGUGGCUGUGACGGCAACGCUAGGUGCGACAACACUGUUGGUUCCUUCACCUGCACCUGCAACACUGGCUUCACCGGUAAUGGAUUCAGCUGCACAGACAACAACGAAUGUCUUUCUGGUACUGACAACUGUGGCACAGACGCUGUAUGUACCAACACCAUUGGUUCCUUCUCCUGCGCAUGUCCGAACGGAUACACAGGCACUCCGACCAUAGCUUGCACAGAUAUUAAUGAAUGUGCGGCCAACACUGACACCUGUCAAGCAAACUCUGUCUGUUCCAAUACGGCUGGUUCCUACACUUGCGAUUGUCUGCCAGGUUAUACUGGAAAUGGCUUUGUUGGAUGUACAGAUUUAAACGAAUGUGGUACCAACAACGGUGGCUGCGACAGCAACGCUCGGUGCGACAACACCGUAGGCUCCUUCACGUGUACCUGCAACUCUGGUUACACCGGCUCUGGCACCUUUUGCAUCAACAUCAACGAGUGUGCCAUCGGCAGCCACACCUGUGUGGCCCCCGCAGUGUGCAUUGACAACCCAGGGUCAUAUACUUGUGGGUGUCCCGCAGGAUACACUGGGGAUCCUGCCAUCAGCUGCCAAGAUAUAAACGAGUGUAAUACCAACAACGGUGGCUGUGACGGCAACGCUCGGUGCGACAACACUGUUGGUUCCUUCACCUGCACCUGCAACAGUGGCUUCAGCGGCGACGGAUUCAACUGCUUCAAUAACAAUGAGUGUCUCAACACCAACUUAUGCGGGGCUAACGCAAAUUGCGUUGAUACAUUUGGCUCAUACGCCUGCGUCUGCUUCACUGGUUUUAGCGGAAAUGGCAAUGUUGGAUGCACAGAUGUAAACGAAUGUGCUACCAACAACGGGGGCUGUGACGGCAACGCUGACUGCGCCAACACCGUAGGCUCCUUCACCUGCACCUGCCGAGUCGGUUUCUCUGGGGAUGGAUCUACCUGUAUCAAUAUUAAUGAAUGCGCAGCACCCAACAUUAACAACUGUGACUCUGCUGCCACCUGCAGUGACACCUUUGGAUCGUACACCUGCACGUGUAAUUCCGGUUACACUGGGAAUGGCUUCACGUGUACAGAUGUCAACGAGUGUGACAUUUCUGGAACAUGCCACGCUGAAGCCACCUGCGUGAACCAACCUGGUACCUACACAUGCACAUGUAAUCCCGGCUACACUGGGGAUGGAGUCACCUGUACAAACGUUAAUGAGUGUUCCAACGCAGCCACCUUUACAUGCGCAGCUAACGCAAAUUGUGUGGACACAAUUGGAUCCUAUACCUGUGUUUGCCAAGCAGGUUACACUGGCGAUGGAAAAACAAGUUGCAUAGUUGAAAUCAACCACCCUGACUGUGGUACUGUACCUACGCCACAAAUAAGGAUAGGAUUCUCUGAAGCAGAACAGAAGUGCAUUAGCCCGUGGCAAGUGUCUUUCAGAAGGUUUGCUGACACAACAAUUCUGAACCAAGUACCAAACUUUGCCAACUCUCAGCAUCAAGGCGCUGGCAUUCUUAUUCAGGGCAAGUGGGUUCUAACCACAGCUUUUGCUCUUAUAAGAGCCGGUAGAAGAUCAGCUUCAGAUCCCUUUUACUCCCAUACCCUGUUUGCCUCGGUUGGAGAUCACAACAUCUUCCAAGAUAAUGGAGAUGAGCAAUACAUCAGAAUUAAGAAUGUCACAUUCCACCCUCUGAGCCGCUUCCAAAUCACAACCGACUUUUUCUCUUUGAUCUUGACCGGAGUCAUUUCUCCUGCAGCAAUUUCCCUUCCGUACCAAGAAUUUUCUUACGCUCUGGUUGAGCUUGAAAGAGAGGUGACACUAACAGACUGCGCUCGCCCUGCUUGCAUCCCCAUCGCCAAGGAGUACCCAGAGAAGUGCGGAUCCCCAACGUGCAAGAUCACAGGAUGGGGUACCAGUACCGAUGAAAACCUGUCGGGCGUUCUCCAGAAGGCUGAGGUACAGGUGUUUGAUUUCGACGCAUGUGAAGCCCUCAGUUAUUACCGCAACAACCAAGUUCCCGUUGUUCAACCUCUGACGACCAAGUGUGCCAUCAACGGAACUGGUGCUUCGCCAUGCAACGGUGAUUUUGGUGGUGGCGUGAUCUGCAGGGAUGAUGCCACUGGGAAGUAUGUUGCUGACAGUCUGACUAUGAUGGAGAUGAUCACAUGUAGCAGCGAUCCCACAAGUUCACAGUUUAACAUUGCUGACAUCCGACAAGCUACGGACUGGAUCGAACAGAUCUUCAGAGAGAAUCCCUGAAGACUGUGACGUCAAAAUUAUGAACACCAUCAAAUGGACAUGAUUAAUAUUGUUAUUGCAUCAUAACUGGCAUUUGCAGAUGUAUAUUGUAUUUAAGGUUAUAAAAAAUACUUGGCACAAAA
This is a messenger RNA of Haliotis rufescens (red abalone), 2941 nucleotides long. RefSeq names its product fibrillin-1-like. Gene Ontology annotation, biological process: proteolysis. The transcript has 20 exons. The record is from RefSeq and is a predicted model, not a curated record. Gene Ontology annotation, molecular function: calcium ion binding; serine-type endopeptidase activity. Bases 54 to 2819 code for a protein of 921 amino acids. Lineage: Eukaryota; Metazoa; Mollusca; Gastropoda; Lepetellida; Haliotidae.